AGAUAAACUCAUUCUCCUUUCUCUAAGGUUGGGAGUGCUCAUCCAGUGCAAGUUGAUGUACUGCGUCAGGCUGGUCUGCAAGUUGAUGUCGUCCUUCCUCCAAACUUUGAAAGCGAUGUGAGCUUGUGCAUUGAUGGUGCUGCCACCUUCCUCCAAACUUUGAAAGCGAUGUGAGCUUGUGCAUUGAUGGUGCUGCCACCAAGCCAGUGAAAUUUGGUGUCCUUGGUAGAACCGUUCUCAAGGGAGGACACAACAUUUAAUGAAUGUGCACUAUUGCAUAUAGGUAUCCAUUUUCUCACCCGUCUGUUCAUCUCUGUAACUUUCCUUGACGUCUAGUGCGUCGCCUGGCUAUAAAAGCAUGGGGCUGCCUUCUUUUCAUCGCACCCCUCCCUUCAGUGCACCCUCUCCCGCAGUCUUGAUAUAGUGCACGUUUGAGCCACUAGAAUUCUUGGCAGCUGCAAAGAUCUUUUGGUCUAGCUAAACGGUCUUGCAGCCUUCUGACACAGGUAUAGAAAGGCCAUAUGGAUGCUGCUUCUUCGUCUAAACAGACAAGGAAAAGACGGCGCUGUAAAGAAGCAGCUACCUGCACAUCAGUGGCAACUGCUGAGGGUACAGUUCGUGGGAGGCAGGCUCGCCGAGGAUCCACAAGACAGGGAAAGAAAGAAGGAAAGUGUCUGGCCCAGGCGGAAAAUCAAGUGUACCUUACACCUGGGAUUUCAUACUACGGCCCUCCUGCGCACGCGUGCCAGUACUGCGGCGCGCAGUUCUGGCACCAAGAGCGCGUGAAAAGGUCCUACUCAGGUGAAGGAGGCUGUAUUCGUUUCCAUCUUUGUUGUCGUGGAGGUAAAGUUGUCUUGCCGUUUCAAAGGGAUCCUCCUCAGUUCCUGGCUGGGUUGCUGGAUCCACACGGUGAUGUUUUGUCUAAAUACUUCAUUAAGUCCAUAAGAUCAUAUAAUUCAAUGUUCGCUUUCACAUCACUUGGUGCCAAAAUUGAUACUGGUAUAAAUAAGGAACCUGGGCCAUAUGUGUUCAAAAUUAAUGGUCAGGUCCAUCAUCGGAUUGGUUCUUUGCUACCGGAUGAGGGUAAACCCCCAGUGUAUGCACAACUCUAUAUUUUUGACACUGAAAAUGAGAUUCAGAAUCGAAUGUCAAUUUUUGAUAGGGACAGGGAGUGCGAUAAAGAUAAUGGAGUUGAUAAAAAAAAUUGUUGA
This is a messenger RNA of Panicum virgatum (switchgrass), 1211 nucleotides long. RefSeq lists its product as uncharacterized. The record is from RefSeq and is a predicted model, not a curated record. The coding region runs from base 522 to 1211 and encodes 229 amino acids. The transcript is spliced from 5 exons. NCBI's taxonomy places the organism in Eukaryota, Viridiplantae, Streptophyta, Magnoliopsida, Poales, Poaceae.